Messenger RNA from Vitis vinifera (wine grape), 938 nucleotides. RefSeq lists its product as uncharacterized. The transcript has a single exon. NCBI's taxonomy places the organism in Eukaryota, Viridiplantae, Streptophyta, Magnoliopsida, Vitales, Vitaceae. The record is from RefSeq and is a predicted model, not a curated record. Bases 123 to 938 code for a protein of 271 amino acids. Gene Ontology annotation, molecular function: polysaccharide binding.
UCACACUCUUUCACCUUGCAGGAAAAUUGGGACCGCAAGCCUGUUGGGGGAUAAUUUGAUAUCUCUCUCUUAAAUUAAACAUAAAACUGAAGAAUUCCAACUCCGUAUCUCUCUCAAAUGUUAUGAUGUUUAGAGAAGCAAAACUUGUGGCGUUAGCGCUCUUCCACACUUUCUUGCUUGCAAUUUGUGCUGCUAAUGGAAACCAGAUUUGCAGACCCUCUUCUUGUGGAGAGAUUCAAAACAUCAGCAACCCUUUCCGAUUGAAAGGUGAUCCAUCGGGGUGUGGUGAUCCUGACUAUGAAUUGGUCUGCGAAAACAAUCGUGCUAUGGUAAGCGGCCGGGAGGGUGAGAAAUACUAUGUUGCUGACAUCAACUACGAUCACUAUACCAUUCGGGUAGUGGAUCCUGGGGUCGAAAAGGGCAACUGUCUCUCAACUCCUCUCUAUUUCUUGACAAGAGAAAUCUCUGAUUAUUACGGUAUAUAUUAUUUGGAGCGGACGGGAAUGACAAGUACAGCAGUUUUAAUGAAUUGCGACCAGCCAAUAAGUGACGGCAGCUGCAUUCCUAUCACUCCUUGCAAUGCGACUUCAUCUUCCUCACAAGCAUAUGUUUAUGCACUAGUCGGAGGCGAGUCCAUGGAAGUAGGAGAUAUUAAGUAUUCAUGCACCAUCAGCAAGACUAUUAUUACUCAAUUCUUGAAGCCCGGCAAUCUUUCAAUGUCAGAUUUGCAAGAAAUGCUGCUUCUGGGGCUUGAACUUUCAUUCUUGAGCUUCCGCUGCAAAAGCGAAUGCAGGGUGAAAGGGCUAGAAUGCGACGUGAAUUAUGGCAGUCAUACCGUACAGUGCUACAAGCGUAUGAGCAAUGUUUAUUUUUAUCCAUUCAUGUAUUUAUUUGCUUGCAAGCAUAAGUCCCUUCAACAUGUUAUAACUUAUAACUAA